CUAACUUAUUAUUUCCAUUUUCCUCUACUCUUAUUAUUUCCUAAUUUCCCUACCCUAUUAUUUCCUCUUCACGCCUUCACCCGUUCAGUUCAGGCGCCGCUUCUGCCUUGCUCAAGAUUUUCCCCUACCCUAUUAUUUCCUCUUUACGAGUCACGACAUCACCCGUUCAGUUCAGGCGCCGGCGAGCCGCUUCUGCUUCAGUUCAGAAUCUGAAGUUCCUCAAGAGUCAAGCUCUGCUCAAGCCUCAACGUUUUUGGCAGAACUGUUCUGCUUCUGCCCCUUUAGAGCUGAAGCCUCAAAUUUUCUUCACUCAAAAUUCCUCCUUUCUCGGUUUCUCCCACAGAUCUGGAAGGUGUACAACAGCUCGUGUUAGGUCUUUAUAUCAUAAGAGGGGACAACAUAAGUGUUGUUGGGGAAUUAGAUGAAGAGCUGGAUGCAAACUUGGAUAUGUCGAAACUAAGAGCACAUCCUUUAAAGCCAGUUGUUCAUUGAUCUGCAUCUUGGCAUGAGUUUGUAAUGUUGGCUAUGGCAUGGAUCAAACGUCGGUUACACAAGGAACUUUCGGUACAGUUCGUAGAAUUAAAUUCAGAUGUGUUAUGCGCCUUUGAACAAAUACUUCUAGUCUGUGAUUCACCAUUGUAUGCCUUUGGUUAUGUUCUACUUUUGUGUAAGUUGCAUUCGGUACAUAGUCUUCCAGUUAUGCUCUACUUUUGUCCCAAAACUGAGUCUGGUGGCUAGAUCAAAAUUUGAUGGUUGAUUCUCACAAGCCAAAGCAUGGGCUUUCUCUGAAAUAUAUGUGCUUCCUAA
Molecule: messenger RNA, 807 nt
Organism: Nicotiana attenuata
Lineage: Eukaryota; Viridiplantae; Streptophyta; Magnoliopsida; Solanales; Solanaceae
Product: sm-like protein LSM8
Biological process (GO): mRNA splicing, via spliceosome
Cellular component (GO): U6 snRNP; U4/U6 x U5 tri-snRNP complex; precatalytic spliceosome
Molecular function (GO): RNA binding
Source: RefSeq, a predicted model, not a curated record